AUGUUUUCAUUACAACAUGAAUUAAAUGCAUCAAAUUUUCAACAACAUUCUCCACAACAGAAUACAUUCGAGCACUCUUCGCCCCUGGAAAGCGAUCAUCAUCGGAGUUGGGGUUCUCUUCUUCCAAAAUUUCAUCAAGAAAAUAACUUUCCCGAUUCCAUCUACCUCACUCGGAGCUAUCUUUGUCGGAUGGUUGAAAUUGCCUGUGAUUUACAUGAAACAAUCGAAAACUCUUUGAAAAGAAGUGAACAAGUUCUUGAACAAGCCUUCAUUGAUUUUGAACAGGUAAUAUCCUCUUCGGGUCAAGAAAAGACUGAAGGACGAAACAACUCUUCUCUAUUGUCAGACAUUAGUGAGUACAUGGAUCCAAAGAAACUUCAACAACGAUUGAAUAUUUUAGCUGUUGAAAGGCUCAAAGCUCUUGAACAGAUUCAUUCUUCCUUCUUAGAGCCCCUUUUGAAGGUAAUUUCAUCAGCACCGCCAAAGAGGACAGUGGACAAGAACAAUCAUCAAAAUCUCAAUCACAACCCUUGUAACGAACAACCCUCUCAGUCACCACUCUUGUUUUUUCAUUGUCCGUCUUCAACAAACACAUCAAAUUUAUUGCAAGUUCCAACAACACCAGUGAAAAAUAAUCGUUCAGAACCUGUCAAUGAUAAUAUGGAGCUCGCGGCAUUGCAGAAAAUUCUUGAACAUCUCAAAUCAAAAUUGGAAAAUGAGAAAAAUCCUUCUCAACAGAACGUAUUGAGGGUUGACAUUCAAAAAAUUGAAAAAGAAAUUUUCAUGUUGGAAUCUGGAUGCUUUCUAAGUCCAAUUGUGAAACUGCAAAAAAGUGUUCAGCAUCAGAUGCAAGGAAAGAAAGUGAAACCGCUUAUUUUAGAAAGUAGUGAUGAAACAAGUUCCUCACCAUCAACAUCACCACUUGAUGCACCAAAUGUCAUGGAAAACGCCAAUGUAUACACAGACAAGCUCCAUAACCAAAAGCAAAAUGAUCAACAAAUAGUCGAGUCAAGGGAUCAUUCUGGUUAUUGGUCAGUGACAUCCUCUCUUACAGAGAACAAUCAUCAGGGACAAGGUCUUGCAGAUUUGAACUCCCAAUUGUUCGAAAGCAUGAUAUUUGAGGACAAUCCACUGUUUGCAGCAACUGAGCAAAUUUCUUUUUUAAGCGAACCGCCAGCAGAGAAUCUCAUACCAAGCGACUCAGACUCUGAUAAGGAGCAAGAUGUUCUUACCUCUCAAUUUCUUUCUCCCAGACGAGGAAAAAUUGGGAGUACGGAGACGCCAAUCCUGCCUCAAAAGAAGAACGUUGAAAUAGCACUUCAGGUCAAACAUAUUUCCCAGCAAGAUAACAAAACAACAGAAGUUAAGACUCCAACACAAAAACAAAAACAACCAGAUGUCACACCUUCUCCAACCACCAGAAAAACACUAACCUCAAACACACCCUCAAAGCUACCCUCCCGACCCAACUCGGCAAAGAAAGUCCUCCCUCUUGAAAAACCAAAAUCUCCAAAGAACACCACCUCUCACGAAGAAAGACAUAGGGCACCAAAGUCGUUCAAACACAUGAAGGAAAAUUCAAAGGUAUUGCCUAACCACACGGGUCUCAGUGACUCGAUUCGAAUUGGGAUUGGCACGACUGAAAAGAAAAAGGCAGAGAUAAAACCUUGGUACUAA
Naegleria fowleri is the source of this 1677-nucleotide messenger RNA. RefSeq lists its product as uncharacterized. Lineage: Eukaryota; Heterolobosea; Eutetramitea; Acrasida; Naegleriidae. The transcript has a single exon. The record is from RefSeq and is a predicted model, not a curated record. The coding region runs from base 1 to 1677 and encodes 558 amino acids.